Micromonas commoda is the source of this 705-nucleotide messenger RNA. RefSeq lists its product with no specific name. NCBI's taxonomy places the organism in Eukaryota, Viridiplantae, Chlorophyta, Mamiellophyceae, Mamiellales, Mamiellaceae. The record is from RefSeq and is a predicted model, not a curated record. The transcript has a single exon. Bases 1 to 705 code for a protein of 234 amino acids.
AUGCAGUCCACCCCGCACCGGGUGACGUCGAGGCGCCACCGCGCGACUCCCACCGACUCGGCUCACGGCACGAUGGCCGCCGUCACCUGCGUCGCGGCGUCGAUCACCGCGAGUCUAUCGAAACGCCGUCGCGUCCGCGUCCCCGAGGCCCUCGCGACGCUCCAGCCCCGCGCCGCGCUCGACGCGUCGCCCGCGACGCUCCGGGGAUCAUCGGAUAUCCGCUUCUCGUCGUCCCGUGGCGUGCGCACCCGCGCCGCCGCGCCCGACGUUUCCGCGAUCGCGCAGAUCGCCCUCCGCGACGACUACGAUCCCGUCGUCUUCCUUUUCUGCCUCAACGCCCUCUUCCUCUCCGUCGUCAUCAACGUCGUCAACUACGGCAUGGACAAGGACGAGGAGACCGGGAUGCUCAAGAUGCCCGAGGGCGGCGUCGGCGCCAUCCUGGCAAAGACCAAGCGCGGGAUGGCCGAUUACUUCAUGGCGGUGCCCAAGCAGUUCAAGGAGAUGUACGCGGGUAAGGACGAGGCGCUGGAACGCGCCAUCGAGGAGCUGGAGGAUGCCAAGAUGGCGGCGUACGCGGCCAGGGGGACGGCCAACGCCGAGUCCACGGCGAAGGCGUUCAUGGAUGCGAGACGAAGGGCGGUGGACGCGGGGCUGUCCCCUGGCUCCGAGCUCCUCAACCCCGGCCUGCCCUCCAACACCGAGUGA